AUGCUAUCAAGAUCCAAUUCACCACGACCUAACCAAGAAGAUACUCUCGCGAGAGAAUCCGAUGUUACAGUCUCCACUAACGUAACUCAAAAUGCUGAAUAUAAAGGAUUUGCAGUUUAUGUGAUAGCUACCAUAAGUUUACUCGUAUGGAUAAGUUGGACACUCCUUCCUGAGCUGACACUUCAUAAGCUUUCAAUAUAUUAUUAUCCCGAUAGAUAUUGGGCUUUAGCAAUACCAUCGUAUUCCCUCGUGCUUAUGGCAUUCAUAUAUUGGGUGUUGGCAUUGUAUAACACUGAAGUAUUAACAAUACCGUUGAAUGAUAUAAGAACGAUUGUUGAUGAACAUUCUCAUUUCCCAGGACAAUCAGAUGAGAAAUUGACAAGGAAACAAUUGAUGGACUUGGCGUGUGAUUACGUGCAUGACGCCCCAAGUGGUGUUUGGGAUUUACCAAUAACUCUUGUCAAUGAAGUGCUUUACAAUAAUGACGAUGAUAGAGAAAUAUGA
This is a messenger RNA of Spathaspora passalidarum NRRL Y-27907, 504 nucleotides long. RefSeq names its product phosphatidylinositol N-acetylglucosaminyltransferase (gene GPI19). Gene Ontology annotation, biological process: GPI anchor biosynthetic process. The transcript has a single exon. Bases 1 to 504 code for a protein of 167 amino acids. Gene Ontology annotation, molecular function: phosphatidylinositol N-acetylglucosaminyltransferase activity. The record is from RefSeq and is a predicted model, not a curated record. NCBI's taxonomy places the organism in Eukaryota, Fungi, Ascomycota, Pichiomycetes, Serinales, Debaryomycetaceae.